AUGAAAGAAAUGACUGAGGAGAGCCCAGAGGAGGAUCAUGAAUCUCCUGGAGUAGCUGAAACAAACCCAGGAAGCCCUUCUUCAAAGAACAACAACAACAACAACAACAACAAUAAAGAACAAGACCGGUUCCUUCCAAUUGCUAAUGUCGGAAGAAUCAUGAAAAAAGUUCUUCCGGGCAAUGGUAAGAUCUCGAAAGACGCCAAAGAAACCGUUCAAGAAUGUGUAUCUGAGUUCAUUAGUUUUGUCACUGGUGAAGCUUCUGAUAAGUGUCAAAGAGAGAAGAGGAAGACCAUUAAUGGAGAUGACAUCAUUUGGGCCAUUACCACCCUCGGUUUCGAAGACUAUGUGGCUCCAUUAAAGAAACAGUUUCCGCAGCAGCAUGAUAACAUUGAUUCCAUUGGACAGUGGUCAGUGUGA
Molecule: messenger RNA, 420 nt
Organism: Thlaspi arvense
Lineage: Eukaryota; Viridiplantae; Streptophyta; Magnoliopsida; Brassicales; Brassicaceae
Source: the annotation of a GenBank genome assembly